Messenger RNA from Aspergillus bombycis, 312 nucleotides. RefSeq lists its product as uncharacterized. The transcript has a single exon. Lineage: Eukaryota; Fungi; Ascomycota; Eurotiomycetes; Eurotiales; Aspergillaceae. The record is from RefSeq and is a predicted model, not a curated record. Bases 1 to 312 code for a protein of 103 amino acids.
AUGGCUACAGUAGCCCAUGCUUAUGUCCUGUCAAUGAAGCUGUGGACAGAGUCGCAAGUCGCGGCCUUUCAUCUACUGAAGACACUUCCGGCAGCAUUUGCAGCCAUCGGAAGCAUCCUCGGAUGCGGCAUAAUAAGUGCCCAAGCAGUUAUGGCCUUACUAUGCCACAGACUUGGGUACCAUGUACUGAUGCUCGCGCCAUCGAAUGCUGUUUUGCUGGCCCUAGAGAGCCAGCUGUCUGAUUUACACAGCACUGUUCCAGCCCUUCGAGUCCUUGAGGGUGAGCAGGCGACUGCUGAAGACGUUGAGUAG